GGAGAUUGCGUCUGCAACAGGAAGGUGAGCGCGUGACGGCGAACCUUCUCACAUCUUUCACUCUUUUCUCCCUCUUUCGUCGCACACUCUUUUUUAGCUGUCCUCUUGUUUUUCCAAUUUUGCCCUCAGCUCUUUUGACAUUUCUCAAUUCUGUCCUCUCCCUUCUUCCACAACGACUCCAUGACCUACUCCUUCAAGUCAUAGAGCUCAAACUCUGUUGCUCUUGUUUCGUUUUUCUUCUCAAAUUUCCCAAACCUUUUUAGGGUUUUGGUCAAAAGAGGUUGACCUUUAAUGGAGCCUCGAGUUGGGAACAAGUUCCGUAUCGGUCGGAAAAUUGGUAGCGGAUCCUUUGGAGAGAUCUAUCUCGGUACUAAUAUUCAAACAAAUGAAGAGGUUGCGAUUAAGCUUGAAAAUAUCAAAACCAAGCACCCUCAGUUGCUGUAUGAAUCAAAGCUGUAUAAAAUACUGCAAGGAGGAACUGGGAUCCCAAAUGUGAAAUGGUAUGGCGUAGAAGGAGAAUACAAUGUGCUUGUGAUGGAUUUACUGGGCCCUAGUCUUGAGGAUUUAUUCAAUUUCUGUAGUCGGAAAUUGUCUCUCAAAACUGUUCUCAUGCUUGCUGAUCAGAUGAUAAAUCGAGUUGAAUUUGUUCAUUCAAAAUCAUUUUUGCAUCGGGAUAUCAAGCCAGACAAUUUCCUCAUGGGUUUAGGGAGGCGUGCGAAUCAAGUGUAUAUCAUUGACUUUGGUCUCGCUAAGAAAUACAGGGACACUUCUACACAUCAGCAUAUUCCUUACAGAGAGAAUAAGAAUUUGACAGGAACGGCUAGGUAUGCUAGCAUGAAUACUCAUCUUGGAAUCGAGCAAAGCCGCAGGGAUGAUUUAGAGUCACUUGGAUAUGUUCUUAUGUAUUUUUUAAGGGGAAGUUUGCCUUGGCAGGGACUAAAAGCAGGAAAUAAGAAACAGAAAUAUGAAAAAAUCAGUGAGAAGAAAGUUUCUACUUCAAUUGAGUCUCUCUGUCGUGGCUAUCCCUCAGAAUUUGCGUCAUACUUCCAUUACUGCCGGUCACUUAGGUUUGAUGAUAAACCAGAUUACGCUUAUUUGAAGAGACUUUUUCGUGACCUUUUCAUUCGUGAAGGAUUCCAGUUUGAUUAUGUGUUCGAUUGGACCAUAUUGAAAUAUCAACAGUCUCAAGUUGCCACUCCUCCUGCCCGUGCUGUGGCUCCUGCUGCUGGACCAAGUUCUGGCAUGCCAUCAGCUGUUUUGAAUGCUGACGGCCAGUCAGGUGGAGAAGAUGGUAGGCGAAUUGGUUGGUCUUCAUCAGAUCCUACCCGUAGAAGACACUCUGGACCCAUUGCUAAUGAUGGAAUCUUAUCUAGACAAAAAGCCCAACUUAUAAAUGACUCGACUGGAUCUAAAGAUGCUAUGUUGCCAAGUUCUAAUUUCUUCCUCUCAAGUGGAUCUAACAGGCGAGGUGCUGUAUCCAGCAGCCGUGAUGCGCUCGUUGGUGGUGAGACAGAGCCCUCUCGUCCCCUCACCAUGGAAUCUACUCAAGGUGCACUUCGAAAAAUGUCCGGCCCUCAAAGAAGUUCACCCAUCACAUCAUCUGAGCUCAACCGACCAACCUCUGGCAGAAACCCAGCAAAUGGAAAGAAUUUGGAGUCCACUGUUAAAGGCAUAGAAAGCCUGCAUUUCAAUGAUGAGAGGGCACAGUAUUAGGAGUUGCCUCUCUUCGAUUACCCUUUGUAAAUUCUGAAAAACUUCUAUACUCUUUCGCACAAACUACGGAAGUGAGUGUUAUCUUUGCAUUGUGUUGAAGAAAAGCAGCAAACAAAUUGGAAAUAAUCCGGUAAGUAUAAAAUAAAUAUAUCUUUAGGUAGUUUCCUUGACAAAAACUAGCCUCGUAAAAGGGCUUCUGUUCAUACAAUUUGUGAUGUACCAAAAAAAUGUCUACUUUACUCUUAAUAUCGAUAUCUCUAUCUAAAUCUUUCAUAAUAUUUUGUGAUUUUGUCA
Molecule: messenger RNA, 2007 nt
Organism: Arachis duranensis
Lineage: Eukaryota; Viridiplantae; Streptophyta; Magnoliopsida; Fabales; Fabaceae
Product: casein kinase 1-like protein 2
Exons: 14
Coding region: 292-1713 (473 amino acids)
Biological process (GO): signal transduction; peptidyl-serine phosphorylation; endocytosis
Cellular component (GO): nucleus; cytoplasm
Molecular function (GO): protein serine/threonine kinase activity; ATP binding
Source: RefSeq, a predicted model, not a curated record